ACUCACAAGACAAAACCAGACCUCGAGGCUCUUGAGUCUCACCGCACUGAUGACAAACACACGGAUAAACCAAGAUAUGAUUAUUUUUCGCAGACGAGAGACGAGACGCGAUUUCCUGAUCAGCCACGAUCCCUGUGAGCCGCGUUAAAAUGCGCAUUCACGCUGAGCUGCCAGUUUCCUCCGGAGGAGGACGGAGCCGCUCCAGGCUCAAUUACAUGCGCAGUCCUGCCGUGAAUCACACAUCACCACGGCAACCGGCGUUCACAGCGAGUCCCCGUCAGCAUCAGUGAGGUCCGUUCCCAUCCACGGGCGACAGGAGAGCACGGAAAGCCACGAGCGAGUAGAGACCCCUCUGCUGCUGUAGAGGAGGACAGAAGACAGGCUGAGGAGUAGAGAAAAGAGGCAGAGGUGGCAGUCAAAAACAAGCCAAAAGGAUCCACAAGCAGCGCCGUCACGUUUGGUUCCAAGGCACACAGUCUGAGUCAGUCUGACCUGAGCCGUCUGUCCCUGCUCUCUAGAUUAGUGCAGGCAUUUUCAGGCAGCCAAGCAGCUAUGGUGAAGCUGGGUAGCAAUCUGUCUGAUAAGAUGGAGAAGCAGCCUUCUGCGGACGACGGCUUUGAUAACAUCCCUCUCAUCACACCCCUGGAGGUCAACCAGCUCCAGCAGCCGUUCGCAGAAAAGGUCAUUGUGAAGACAUCCACCCAAUAUGAGAUACAGCAGAAGAAGAAGAACAAGCUCUAUGCGCCUAACAUCAAGAAGCUGAAUAUCAACUUCUACAGUGAUGUUUCAGAUAAAGCCAAGAUCACAGGUCUGAUCCUCAUCACUUUGGCCUUCCUGACCAGCCUGCUCCUCCUGCUUAUGUACAAAGCUAUGUGGUAUGACCAACUGACCUGUCCAGAGGGUUUCAUCCUUAAGCAGAAGCACUGCACCCCAGCAGCUCUGGAGAUGUACUACACAGAGCAACAGCAGCAGCAGCAGCAGCAGGAGCAACAGCAGCAGCAGCAACCAGGCCUCCACAGCAGCACCAACACCAGGCUGUAUGCUGCCCUCAGCCACCUUAACCAGGUCAAGAGGACUGGGCCUGAGCUGCCACGCCCAUGGUUACCUGUCAUCACCGCUCUGAAGGAGGCUGAACUGGCCAAACAAGGCAGUGAGCUGCCAAAAGGAGUGCUGCAGGGAGAAGAGUGAAGAGGCUGACAGAAAUGCAGGUGUUAGAGGAGGAAAUGAUGAUGGGGAGGUAACAUAGGUUAUUGUGUGUGUGUGUGUGUGUGUUUUCACAAUUUUUUUUCCCUUCCCUCCAUCCAGUCCAUUGAAUCACUUGUUUAUACUGGUGCUCCAAAACCUUAAAGGUGUCUGUAUAGCUACUGAAAAUUUAAAUCAUCAGUAUAAACCAUAAGUUUACCCAACUUUGAUCCUGUUAUAUUCUGUUCAUAUUUAAUACGAAUUAAUACCCAACUGUGGUGGUGUGCGUGUGUGUGUCAGGGUGUAUGUGGCGAGAUGUUAGAGGUUAGAGGCGGCAAUGUUAUUAAAGUGUUGGAGAAUGUGCCUGACUUUUACAGUGUUACUGAAUCAUGACUAAACUUUGCCAUCUGUAUAUGUAUGUGUGAGUGUUUGUGUGUGUGUGUGCACUCAUGUAAACUCGUGCACUCUGUACGCUGUAAAUGCUCUCAUAUGUAUGAGUGCAUAUGUACUGUAUAUAUACUUGCAGGCAUUUGCACUGUGUGCGUAUAUUUGUGUACUUGUCUGAGAAAUUUGGAGGUGAGAGAAGCAAGGCGAGAGCUCUGAGUGAGAACUGAAGAUAACAAGUUUUUAAUGAGAUGAGAAGUCUCUCUUCAUUGCUCCCUCUCGUUAUCUCACCAUCUAUUCAUUUAGUUUUAAUGGAGAGCGUAUGAAAUCAUCAACGAAUGUACUCACUGUUCAACCAUUAAGACAAGGAAAUAUAAUUGACCGUUUUAAUUUUGGCUGAAAUGAAUUGAGUCCACAUCUUAUUAUCUCAAGACCAUAAUUUGCAGUUCUGCGUGCGUCUUCAGUAAAAGUCAGAGAAAAUUGUGUGUUUAAAGUCAAAGCACGCAGGCUGUUUUAAAACUGACUCACACAGUGGCUUUGGAAAUUAUUAAAAACUAAAAACCACAUGCAAACAUACUUUUAUCAUCUUUAUGCCAUUGCGGGUUAUUGUGUAUAAAGGAAAUCAUCAAAAAAGUUAAUUAAAUCUAUUUAAAAUGAAUAGCACAUAUAACACACUGAAGUGUGCAACAAAUAAAAGGGGCUGAAAACCUCCUGAAACUCCUGAACAAUUCUUCAUUUGAAGACGCUUGUUCUUCUACAUCAUAUGUGAGCUGCUAACUGGAAUUGUAGAGAAAACCUGAGAGCCUUUACUGUAUUACUACAAAAAACCCUACAUGUCAUAUAUGUAAGCUGAUUGUAAAAACUCUGCUCCAUCUGAGUUUUCUGACUGAACUUGUAUUUGAUUUAUGUUGCUGUAAGUAUUGUGUGAUGAUCACAUACAGUAUAACCACAGGGAUAACCCAUCGUGAUCCUUUUAUGAAUGUAUGCGGUAGCUGCUCCAAUAAUGCAGUAGAUGUAAUUCAUGCUUAUAAUGUACUACCUAAAACCUUCUAUUGUCUUCACAUUUUUCUAUUUAUUUUAUUAACAGAGUAUUUAUGUGUAUUAGUUGGUGUUUUUUCGACAGUAAUGUUGCAUUAGCAAAUCUUUCUUGGCUAAGUAUGAAAGGUUCUUUUCCAAUUUAUUCUCAUUUUUAUAGAAAAAAAAUAUCUGAAGCAAAUAUUGUUUUUCUUCAGCUGUCAUCAGAUAUUAUCCACAAUUCUCAGAGAAAUCUUGUAAGUUGUGCUGUUUGUCUGCCAUCACUUGUUUAGAGACACCUUUUCCCUUUGUAUUUCCUUGCAUUCAUAGAGUCACUCAUUGUUCAAGUGACAGAUCUCUUACCCUGGAACAAAACUCUUCAUGUGAGAAAGACGAAUGUGAGAUCACAGCACAGCUUGUUCCUUUGGGUUCAAGUGCCAGACAUUUACAUCAGACCCAUUUGCUGUGAUGUCACUGACUGAACAAAAAUAAAUGACUGAAGUGUCGAGUUCUGUCAUUCACAACUGCUGACUUUGAGUCAUUGCCUCUAAUGACCUGACACUGAUGAAAUGUUGGUGGCUGGAUUGAAUAGAAAACAUUUAUUGGGUGUUUUUAACCCUACACAAGCCAAACACAAUGACCAUUACAUACCAUGAGCUCAUGAAAUGUCUCCUCAUAGUAAUGAAUUAAGUGAAUAAAUGCUGUGGACAAAAA
Messenger RNA from Scatophagus argus, 3294 nucleotides. It is a transcript of the gene caly, whose product is annotated as calcyon neuron-specific vesicular protein. Bases 553 to 1188 code for a protein of 211 amino acids. Gene Ontology annotation, cellular component: membrane; endosome. The transcript is spliced from 6 exons. NCBI's taxonomy places the organism in Eukaryota, Metazoa, Chordata, Actinopteri, Scatophagidae. The record is from RefSeq and is a predicted model, not a curated record. Gene Ontology annotation, biological process: G protein-coupled dopamine receptor signaling pathway; endosomal transport; clathrin coat assembly. Gene Ontology annotation, molecular function: clathrin light chain binding.